This is a messenger RNA of Exaiptasia diaphana, 1198 nucleotides long. RefSeq names its product 28S ribosomal protein S29, mitochondrial. Gene Ontology annotation, molecular function: structural constituent of ribosome. The transcript is spliced from 14 exons. Gene Ontology annotation, cellular component: mitochondrial ribosome; mitochondrial small ribosomal subunit. Lineage: Eukaryota; Metazoa; Cnidaria; Anthozoa; Actiniaria; Aiptasiidae. The record is from RefSeq and is a predicted model, not a curated record. The coding region runs from base 1 to 1167 and encodes 388 amino acids. Gene Ontology annotation, biological process: apoptotic process.
AUGGCGGCUAUCAGAAUUUUUSCAAGAAAAAAUGUUCACGUUUAUAGGGAUUCUUUACGGACGUUAAGUACAAGGGCUAAUGCUGCUGUUGAUAGARGAAACCUUGGAAAAAAAUAUACGUCUGUGAUAAUUUCAGAAAGCGACCCGAAUAACCAUUCAAAUUCUCAUCUUGGYUGUUUUUACUCAAUACCUGAAGAUGAAGUAAGGAGUAAACUUCAUUAUUGUCUUCCAAAAAGAUACACAGCUCAGAAGAAAUUGUUUGGUAGUGAUUAUUUGAUGGUAAGAAAACCAGCCUUASAAGUCAUACAACAMCUGAAUAAUUGGAAACCUGGUGAAAAUCAACCAAAGUUUGUCUUUUAUGGUGAGGCAGGCUGUGGUAAAACUCUUUCCUGGGCUCAUGUUGUUCAUUCUGGUUUAAAAGCRGGUUGCUUUAUUUUACUUGUACCCAGUGUAUUUCGCUGGGUUCAUAAUAAGAAAGGUGUUCAGAUAUCAAAGAGCAGAGAGGAUAGAUUUGAUCAGCCCGAGGAAUCCGCACAAUGGCUUAAAUUGACCAGAGAAAUUAAUACAGAUUUUCUAAGUAAGAUCCAGACAAGUCAGAAUUACUCCUGGGGAAARCUUGACUCUACUGAGAAAGGGAAAUCACUUCUUAGUGUGAUUGACCAGGGKUUAAAAAGAAUCAACUAUGCACCAGAUGUUGUUGGUGUUGUUUUAAAAGAACUUAGAAAAGAAACAAGUUUAAAAGUGUUGUUUGCUGUYGAUGAGUUUAAUGGGUUYUUUGGAAAUACUUCUUUCAAGGAUUCUAAAGAUAAAUGGAUUCAACCCAAAGACCUGAGUCUAGUUCAUCACUUCACUAAGCUCUUGCAUCCUCAAGAUGGACUACCUAAUGCAGCCAUGGUAUUUGCCUUAUCUCGCACUGGGAUAGAAAGAAGUCAUAACCAAUCUUGUCAUGUUAGCGACCUAUUGGGAAAGGAUGGGGAAUCAGCUAUUUCUCCAUUCACGGAUGUUCAUGUUCCACAAUAUUCAACAAAGGAACUAGAAAUGUGUUUGAAAUUUUACCAAGAAAGAGGCGCGUUUACAAAAGAACUGACUCCAGAUGUUGUGAAGGAGAUCUCCAUAUUAUCUGCAAACCAGGGACAUCAUGUCAGUCUUGUCUGUGGACCAAGAUAGUUUCAAAACUGCGAAUUAAUCGAGCGUUUUA